Molecule: messenger RNA, 2239 nt
Organism: Cavia porcellus (domestic guinea pig)
Lineage: Eukaryota; Metazoa; Chordata; Mammalia; Rodentia; Caviidae
Product: serine proteinase inhibitor A3K-like
Exons: 5
Coding region: 162-1394 (410 amino acids)
Biological process (GO): negative regulation of endopeptidase activity
Molecular function (GO): serine-type endopeptidase inhibitor activity
Source: RefSeq, a predicted model, not a curated record
AGGCCCUGUCUGUUUGCUCUCCACUAGUGAGCAGGCCACCUUGGUUAAUAUUCACUAGCAGCUUCCUGGUGCCCCUCUGCAUCGCUACUUAAAGACAGACCAGGACAGGGCUCUGGUCCUCAGCCUGCAUCUCUGCCGCUGGGCCUGGAACCGAGUUGACAAUGCCGUCCGCUAUCCCCCGAGGCCACCUGCUUAUGGCAGGCCUGUGUUGCUUGGUGUUUGGCAUCAUGGCUGAGGAUGCUCAGGUGGCACAAGUACCCAGCCAACACAUGCCCUGCCACAAGGUCCCCCGGAGCCUGGCCCACUUUGCUCACAGCAUGUACCGGGUGCUGACUCAGCCGUCCAACACCAGUAACAUCUUCUUCUCCCCCGUGAGCAUUGCCACGGCCUUGGCCAUGGUCUCCCUGGGAGCCAAAGGGGACACUCACACGCAGAUCCUGCGGGGCCUGGAGUUCAACCUCACCGAGAUAGCUGAGGCUGACAUCCACGAUGGCUUCCAGAACCUUCUCCACACCCUCAACAGGCCCCACAGCGAGCACCAGCUGACCACCGGCAACGGCCUCUUUCUCGACCAGAAUCUGAAGCUCAAGGAGAAGUUCUUGGAGGAUGUCAAGACCCUUUACCAUGCAGAAGCCUUCCCCACCAACUUCAGCAACCCCAAAGAGGCGGAGAAACAGAUCAACGCCUACGUGGAGAAGGGAACCCAAGGGAAAAUUGUGGAUUUGGUGAAAGACUUGGGCGCAGACACAGUUCUUGCCCUGGUGAAUUACAUUUUCUUUAGAGGCAAAUGGGAGAAACCCUUUGAUGUUGAGAGGACCACGCAAGAGGACUUCCACGUGGACGCGAAUACCACUGUGAAGGUGCCCAUGAUGAAGCAGCUGGGCAUGUUCAAAGCGUUUUACUGCAGCACCAUCCAGAGCUGGGUGCUGCUCCUGGACUACGAGGGCAAUGUCACCGCUCUCUUCCUCCUGCCAGACGAGGGCAAAAUGCAGCACCUGGAGGAAACACUCACCCCAGAUCUUGUCUUCAAGUUCGCGUGCAAGACAGAGAGAAUGUCUGCCGAUGUGCAUCUCCCCAAACUGUCCAUUUCUGGAACCUACGACCUGAAGGAGGUCCUGGGCCACUUGGGCAUCACCAGUGUCUUCAGUGGUGCUGCUGACCUCUCGGGGAUUACAGAGGACAUGCCCCUGAAAAUCUCCAAGGGCUUGCACAAGGCAUUGGUGACCAUCGACGAGAAGGGGACAGAGGCUGCGGGGGCCACAGAGCUGGAAGUCAUCGUCACGUCUCUGCCACCCCGCCUGUCCUUCAACAAACCCUUCCUCUUUCUCAUCAUGGAUCACUCCACCGAGACGCCCCUCUUCGUGGGGAAGGUGAUGGAUCCCACAAAGAAGUAACUGCUCUCUGGCUUCAGUACCCCCGCCAGCCCCAUCUCCCAUUGCCCUGGUGAUAUUUAACAAUAUGAAUACCACCUCCCUGUGUCUCAGUCUCCCUUUACACCCUGAGGUUCUGAGAGGACCAGGUCAUGGGGUGUCUUGGAGUCCUGCACCCAGAGGUGCGAGGUUUUGUGCUGGGAAGGGUGACUGUGGCUGAGGCCGCACCCCACAGGCCCUGGGCCCCUCUGCCCCCAAAUCUCCAGGCCUGCCUGGAAAUCAUGAGGGCGCCAUGGAGCUCAGGUUCCAACCCCAGGCCCCAGGAUCCAGCAAGUCUCCUCAGCAUCCCUGAGGGAAUCCACUAGCCUCAUGCACAACCCUCACCAUCCACACGCUGGCGCCCCCUGCAGGCACAGUCACACCCGUGCUGCUGCCCCUUUUGCUGCUCCCAGAGCCACUCUGUUUGCACAGGUGUCCUGCUGCUGCAUCUCCAGCCCACAUGCGGCGAGAAUGUGCCCUCCCUGUCCCAGUUUUCUGUUCUACUGGGAAGCCCUUCCUCCUCCUGGGCUGUCCUGGCACCGAACUCACCUCUCCUCCCUCCUCCACUACCCCAGGAGCCUUGCCAGCCUCCUUGUGGAGCAGCGCCUUCUCCCCAGGAAGGGCUCUGGGUCCAGCCUCUGUCCCCUCUCAAAAUCACCAUGACCACCAGGCCCUUGUCCCUUCUGCUCCCAGGAUGUGUGGCCAUGGUGCUGCAGGAGGUCGUGACCUGGACUCCUGGGCUGAAGGGCAGGAAGCACUUUCAAUUCCCAGCCUCCACAUCCCAUUUAUUUAUAAGGAAAUUUAUUAAAUUACAGGGUCAAUUUAUCCUA